Molecule: messenger RNA, 1332 nt
Organism: Ogataea angusta
Lineage: Eukaryota; Fungi; Ascomycota; Pichiomycetes; Pichiales; Pichiaceae
Exons: 1
Coding region: 1-1332 (443 amino acids)
Biological process (GO): fungal-type cell wall (1->3)-beta-D-glucan biosynthetic process
Cellular component (GO): fungal-type cell wall; cytoplasm
Molecular function (GO): 1,3-beta-glucanosyltransferase activity
Source: RefSeq, a predicted model, not a curated record
AUGAAAUAUUCGUUCUUGCUCUUGCUCCUCGUCGGUUCUGUAGCGGCAUCAUUGCCUGCUAUCAAUGUAACCGGUAAUGCAUUUUUAAACUCUGAAACGGGCGAGAGGUUUUAUAUAAGGGGUGUUGAUUAUCAGCCCGGCGGAUCUUCAAACCUUACUGAUCCUCUGGCGGAUUCUGAAGUGUGUUCCAGAGAUAUUCCUUAUUUCAAGGAUCUUGGUCUGAACACCAUCAGAGUUUACUCGGUGGACAAUACUUUGAGUCACUCUGAGUGUAUGGACAAGCUUGCAGAUGCAGGAAUCUAUUUGAUCUUGGACGUCACUACCCCUGGAACCUCUAUUUCGAGAAGCAACCCUGACUGUUCUUACAAUGCCGACUUUUUACAGAACAUCUUCGCCACAGUCGACGCCUUUGCUAACUACACUAAUGUCUUGGGCUUUUUUGCUGGUAAUGAGGUGGUCAACGAGGAAGACGUUUUGUUUACUGCUCCAUACAUCAAGGCUACUGUUAGAGAUCUCAAAAAGUAUAUCAAGGCAAGGGAUUACAGACAGAUCCCCGUGGGUUACUCAGCUGCGGAUGUUUCUUCGGUGAGACUAGAACUUGCAGAAUAUUUGAACUGCGGAAACGAUUCAACUGCCAGGAUUGAUAUGCUUGGUAUUAACGACUACUCUUGGUGUGGGCACUCCUCGUUCACCCAGUCAGGAUAUUCAGAGAAAGUGAAAAUGUACUCAGGUUACUCUGUUCCUAUGUUCCUUUCUGAAUACGGUUGCAACACUCAAGGCACCAGACAAUUUUCCGAGGUUGCCUCUAUCUAUUCCACUCAAAUGUCCUCAGUUUUUUCUGGUGGCCUGGUUUAUGAGUAUUCUCAGGAAGACUCUGACUACGGACUUGUCGAGAUUGACGGAGAUUCCGUCUCCACUCUGGAUGACUAUGCAAAUCUGAAAUCUAUGCUAAAUUCUACAUCUGAUCCUCAAGGAACUGGAGGGUACUCUACGUCCUACAAGCCAUCUGAGUGCCCAACUGACUGGAACUUCACAAUUACGGUUCCAGAUACCCCAGAGGAUGCACAAACUUACUUUGACAAUGGUGCUGGUGCAGGUUAUGGUUUUGAAGCAGAAACGCAAGAGUCUUGUGACUAUGACGAAGUUUCUGGUGUCAGUUCUCAAUCUGUUACCUCAACCGGCUCUUCUACUGCUUCGUCAUCCCCUACAACAGCAACCUCGUCUUCUUCCUCCCUUACGACUUCCUCUUCUUCAUCAAAAGGUAUUGGUGCCCAAAUGCAAGCACAAACAUUCUACCCCGUUUUCAUGAUAUUGUCUGCUUUGCUGGUUUAG